Messenger RNA from Exaiptasia diaphana, 742 nucleotides. RefSeq lists its product as uncharacterized. The coding region runs from base 90 to 533 and encodes 147 amino acids. The record is from RefSeq and is a predicted model, not a curated record. The transcript is spliced from 5 exons. Lineage: Eukaryota; Metazoa; Cnidaria; Anthozoa; Actiniaria; Aiptasiidae.
AGAGUUUCUAAAACAAACAACCUCUAGCUGCUGAAAUGUGAUAAGGAUCAUCUAUUAAUUCCUCAGGCCAUCUUAUCAUCAGACCUAACAUGGUGUCAGUCAAGAACAUUUUGGCGGUAUUUUCUGUUGUGAUCAUCUUAAUCUGUCUUUUCACGAAAUCAAGUGGUAGCCCGAUAGUCUCUCCAUUUUACAAGCCAAAGAACGGGCAUGGGUUUGAAAAAGAGAAUUAUAUCAAAGAUCACUACUAUGCUGAAUAUGAACAAGGCAAGAAAGACCAGAUAGCGAGCCUGAGAAAACUCGAUAAACACAAAGUCAAAUUAACAAGAGAAGCUUUGUUAAAAGCUACUUCUGCGCAGACAAGUGCCUUGGUAGCUGCUGCACAGGCAGCCCGUUCGUCUUUACAAAUCGCUAAGUUGGCAAGAAAAGCACAAGAAAUUUCAGUUCGAAGAGCGAGUUGGGUUCUCAAGACAGUGCGCACAGCUGCAAAAGCUGAAGAAGUAGCCGUUAACGCCAUAGAAUCACUCUUUAUGUAGUAUUAUUUGAAGUUUGAUGCAGAGCAUUAUGAACGGUACUGGCUGGUAUCCAAGUAGAGUUUGCUCGAGAAACUCAGAUCAUUUCCAGUAUUAUUCAUAUUGGGCCACGCCAUGUGAGAUUGCAAUCCCGGUAUUGGUUGAUCAUUUUUUAAUCUAAAAACAUAUUUAUUAAGAAAAAAUAUAUUUUUGAAUGACAUAUUUUAAUAAAA